AUGACCUCCAGAGACCUAACCUUGGGGAUCUUUUUUCUGUCCCAGAUUGUGCUAGGAAUGCUGGGGAACUCAGCCUUGCUUUGUUGUUUUAUCAUCGCUGACUUCACUGGGGUCAGGACAAGGCCUAUAGACCUAAUUGUUAAACACCUGACCUGGGCCAACAUCAUGGUUGUUCUCUGCAAAGGAAUCCCUCAGACAAUGACUGCAUUUGGUCAUACAUAUUUUCUAGACGAUAUUACAUGUAAACUUGUCUUUUAUUUGCAUAGAGUUUGCAGGGGAUUUUCCCUUGGUUGCACAUGUCUGUUGAGUGUCUUUCAGGCCAUCACUAUUAGCCUCAACAAUUCCAAGUCAGCACAGUUCAAAGCCAGAGCUCCCAAAAUCAUUAGUUCUUCUCUGGUCCUGUGCUGGUCCCUGUGCCUACUUGUAAAUACCUUCAUGAUCCUAACAGUGACUGACAUGAAAGAUAAAAGAAAUCUUACUGAAUUUAGACAAUUGGUGUACUGUUCAGCAGUAAAGAAUUUCAAACACAUUCACACAGUAUAUGCAAUCAUAUUGGCCUUCAGUGAUGCUAUAUGUUUGGGACUCAUGGUGUGUACCAGUGGAUCCAUGGUGUUGUUCUUAGUCAAGCAUAAGCAGAAGGUCCAGUAUAUUCACAGAUCCUUGGCUACUAAGUCAUUUAAUGAGACCAAAGCCACACAAAGUAUUUGUAUGCUAGUGAGCAGUUUUGUAGUUCUUUAUGGAACUUCUUUCAUCUUAAUGAUGUAUUUUUCUUUCCAGGAUGGAACAGAUACAUGGCUGGUCAGUGUCAAUGUGGCCAUGAGUGCAUGCUUUCCAGCACUCUGCCCCUUUCUGCUCACCAGAAACUAUACUAGGGUUUUUAAGCUCUGCAGUAUUUAG
Mus musculus (house mouse) is the source of this 897-nucleotide messenger RNA. RefSeq names its product vomeronasal 1 receptor 70 (gene Vmn1r70). The coding region runs from base 1 to 897 and encodes 298 amino acids. NCBI's taxonomy places the organism in Eukaryota, Metazoa, Chordata, Mammalia, Rodentia, Muridae. Gene Ontology annotation, biological process: signal transduction; G protein-coupled receptor signaling pathway; sensory perception of chemical stimulus. Gene Ontology annotation, molecular function: pheromone receptor activity; G protein-coupled receptor activity. The record is from RefSeq and is marked provisional. The transcript has a single exon. Gene Ontology annotation, cellular component: plasma membrane; membrane.